This is a messenger RNA of Puntigrus tetrazona (Sumatra barb), 987 nucleotides long. RefSeq names its product SEBOX homeobox (gene sebox). Gene Ontology annotation, molecular function: DNA binding. The transcript has 3 exons. Bases 34 to 987 code for a protein of 317 amino acids. The record is from RefSeq and is a predicted model, not a curated record. NCBI's taxonomy places the organism in Eukaryota, Metazoa, Chordata, Actinopteri, Cypriniformes, Cyprinidae.
UCGCUGAACUUCUGUGCUUGCGAGUUAAGGACUAUGGCAUUGUUUUUCGACCAGUCUUUCGAUUUGGUUAAAAAAAUAAGCGCGGAGACUGAACGAGAAUUUAUCUUCAACACAAACAUGGUGCAGAUCGCAGACGUGGCAACCAAGCGUUCGUUGUCUUCUCCUGAACUCGAAAGAACUUUCCACGCCGAGGGGCAGAGAAAAAGAAAGAGGACGAUUUUUAGCCGCGCUCAGUUGUCGGAGCUGGAGCGCGCCUUCGUGAUCACGCCGUAUCCAGACAUCACUCUCCGGGAACGACUCGCCGCGCUCACGCUACUUCCGGAGAGCAAAAUCCAGGUGUGGUUCCAAAACAGACGAGCCCGCAGCAUGAAAAGCAAGAAGCUGACCGCCCCGGUUAGGAGAAGUCCAGUCAGGGAAACGAGCUCUGUACCUGGAGCGGCGUUCCCACCGACCCACCUUGAUUUAAACCCAGAGCUGAAUUCUGUCGUUCUAGAACAGAGGGACAGACCGGAUGCCGGCAGAGGCCUGCGUCACCAUCAGCAAAGCCUUAGACAAGCACUCAGCCCCUGGUCUCAAAAUCUUCCACAUCCCACGCCAGCCCCGCCAGAAAUGUCUCCAGACCUCCCCGGGCUUCUGCAGUGGGGAAACAGACACUCGGAAACACCCGAAGCUCCGUCUUUCUCCAACUGCCCAUCGGACAGGCUGGCUCAAUACCCGUUCCAAAACCAGUCGAGCAGUCACUGGCAGAUAAACUGCUUUUCAGCUCACCCUGAAGGUUUUUCUGGACAUCAGUUCAAGUCCUACUGCACUGCCAAUCAGGCCAUAUAUACCUCCAUGUCUGUGGACCAGGUGAUUCCUACACACCAAAGCAGUCUGGAGGAAGCGCUGCAAAGACAAGCUCUCACACAUUACCCUCAGACCUCACUGGGAGAUAUUUCUGACCUCAUAUAUAAAGCAGCUGUGGUCACCAAUCUGGAAGACUGCUAG